AUGUGGGGCCUCCUCCGAGGUGGAUACCCCUUCCGGACCCUCCUGCCCCUACGUGGGAAAUGGAUGGGUCGGAGGGGUGGUCCCCGAAGCUUGGCCCCAGGACCUCCUCGCAGACGGUAUAGGAAGGAAGCUCUUCCAGCCGUGGAGGUACCACUGUUGCCAGUAACAACGACUGAAAUCCGCCAGUAUCUGCGGACCCAUGGAAUCCCCUUCCAGGAUGGCCACAGCUGCCUGCGGGCACCCAGUCCUUUUUCUGAGACCUCAGAGCAGAGGGACCGCACUGGUGUUACCAAGCCCUUCAGCCUCUUCAUUGACAAGACUACAGGCCGCUUUCUUUGCAUGACCAGCUUAGCCGAGGGGAGCUGGGAAGACUUCCAAGCCAGCGUGGAAGGCCGAGGGGACACAGCUAAGGAGGGGGUCCUGCUUAGUGAGACUCCAGAAGCUGCAGACGUUGAGGAAGUCCGGAGGAUUUGGGACCGAGCUGUACCCCUCUGGGAGCUGCCUGAUGCAGAGGAAGCCCAGCUUGCUCGUGUGAUGUUUGGCCUCACCAGGUUGACAGAUGACACACUCAAGCGUUUCAACGUGCGGUAUCUGCGGCCUGCUCGCAGCCUUGUCUUUCCUUGGUUCUCCCCUGGAAGUUUGGGAUUACGAGGACUGAAGCUAAUCAGGGCUGAAGGCCAGGGGGAGAGUGUGCACUAUGUAGAGAACACCAUUCCCCGACCUGGUGCUUACCACAAUCUGUUUGGCUUACCACUGAUCAACCGCAGAGAUGUUGAAGUGGUACUGACUGGUCGUGAACUGGACAGCCUAGCUUUGAGCCAGUCCCUAGGGCUGCCCACCCUUGCUCUACCCCGGGGGACCACCUGCUUACCUCCUGCCUUACUGCCUUACCUCGAGCAGUUCAGACGUAUUGUGCUCUGGCUGGGGGAUGACCUUCGAUCCUGGGAAGCUGCUAAGUUGUUUGCCCGAAAACUGAACCCAAAGCGAUGCUCCUUGGUGCGGCCUGGGGACCAGCAGCCUCGCCCACUGGAGGCCCUGAACCAUGGCUUAAAUCUUUCUCGUAUCCUGCGGGCUGCCCUUCCUGCCUGGCACAAGUCUAUCGUGUCCUUUCGGCAGCUUCGGGAGGAGGUGCUCGGAGAACUGUCAAAUGUGGAGCAAGUAGCUGGUGUCCGCUGGAGCCGCUUUCCAGACCUCAAUCGGCUCUUAAAGGGGCAUCGGAAGGGAGAGCUGACAGUUUUCACAGGACCAACAGGUAGUGGAAAGACGACAUUCAUCAGCGAGUAUGCCUUGGAUUUGUGUACCCAGGGGGUGAACACAUUAUGGGGAAGCUUUGAGAUCAGCAAUGUGAGACUCGCUCGGGUCAUGCUGACACAGUUCGCAGUGGGCCGGCUGGAAGAACAACUGGACAAAUAUGAUGAAUGGGCUGAUCGCUUUGAAGACCUUCCCCUCUAUUUCAUGACUUUCCAUGGGCAACAAAGCAUCAGGACGGUAAUAGAUACUAUGCAACAUGCAGUCUAUGUCUAUGACAUUUGUCACGUGGUGAUCGACAAUCUGCAGUUCAUGAUGGGUCACGAGCAGCUGUCCACAGACAGGAUUGCAGCUCAAGACUACGUUGUCGGGGCCUUCCGGAAGUUUGCUACAGACAAUAGCUGUCAUGUGACAUUGGUCAUUCACCCACGGAAGGAAGAUGAUGACAAGGAGUUACAGACCGCAUCCAUUUUCGGCUCAGCCAAAGCAAGUCAGGAAGCCGACAACGUUCUGAUUCUGCAGGACAGAAAGCUGGUAACUGGGCCAGGGAAACGGUAUCUGCAGGUGUCCAAGAACCGCUUUGAUGGAGAUGUUGGCGUCUUCCCCCUUGAGUUCAACAAGAACUCCCUUACCUUCUCCAGCCCGCCAAAGAGCAAGGCCCGACUCAAAAAGAUCAAGGACGACAAUGGACUAGUGACCAAGAAGCCUUCUGGCAAAAAAGGAGCUUUGUCCCAGGACUCAGAGUCGUGCCCAGACCAGGCCCCCAAGUCGCGGGCGCCGGGAGCCGAGCCGGGAGCCGGCUGCAGCCGGGGGAGCGGGCAUAACUGCGGCGCGGAGGUGACGGAGCUGGAACGGCGGUGCAGGGCGCGCUGGCCUGAGGGACAGUGCGAGUGGAACCUCAGUGAGCAGGACAUUCUGUUGUCGCGUGCUUGUCGCGACGGUGGGGGAAAGGGGCAGCUCUGUGACCGCCGACGGGGGCGGGCCGGGUGGGACGCAUCCGGAGAUUCCUGCUUCCCCGCCGCCACCCUCAGAUAUGAGAAGACUUUCUGUGUCAAUGGGCAGCUGCUUCCAACCAUCCGGUACUACCAGCCCAGGCAGCAGCUGCCUGCCCAUAUCCUCCCCUUCCUACCACCCUGUACCCUUGGCAGGACUGGGCAUUCCUCCCCCAUAGUGCAGAAGCAGGAAGCCACCCAUGCCACCAGGUGGCGCCGUCUCCGCAAAUCCAAGUGUGCCGCCCUCGAGCGGCUGGGGGUGGGGCAGGCACCACCCGAGCCUCGCCCCCAGACGUGUACUGGGGCCCGAGACCCCAGUAGAUGGGCUGCCCUCGGCCCCGGGGCCCCGGUCGAGGGAGAGAGGGUGACCCGCUGCUGUCGAGCCCGCCGAUGCACAGAUAAUAGGCCUCGGAAGGAGGAAGCCCGCUUCCCGCCACGCAGCCGCCGCGCGCGCCCGGCCGGCCACGAGUGA
This is a messenger RNA of Elephantulus edwardii (Cape elephant shrew), 2712 nucleotides long. It is a transcript of the gene TWNK, whose product is annotated as chromosome unknown open reading frame, human C10orf2. Gene Ontology annotation, molecular function: 5'-3' DNA helicase activity; ATP binding; single-stranded DNA binding. Gene Ontology annotation, cellular component: mitochondrion. The record is from RefSeq and is a predicted model, not a curated record. The coding region runs from base 1 to 2712 and encodes 903 amino acids. Gene Ontology annotation, biological process: mitochondrial DNA replication. The transcript is spliced from 10 exons. Lineage: Eukaryota; Metazoa; Chordata; Mammalia; Macroscelidea; Macroscelididae.